CAGAGUCUAUCCUAAGAUGGACCAGCGAGGUCAAAAUGAGCAUGCUCGAAGGGGCAGAGGCAGAGUCAUCCUCGUACAAAUCAGAAAGUUUCGGAGAAGGAGACCAAAAUGAAAAUGUGGUGGGAUUAGAGGAAGACGUGGAUCUGCUGCUUCGCAGAGUGAAUUCUAAUGGGGAACUACACAGCUAUUUGAUCACAGGGAUGACUGGUAUUGGGAAGACAGCUCUUGUAAGAAAAGUGUACAACCAUGCAGGCGUCGUUGAUCAAUUCGAUAGGCGUGUUUGGGUAUGUUGUUUUACUAACUUUAGUCAUAAAAAAAUAUUGAUGAAGAUAAUAGAGCAGCUGGUAGAUUGUGAGGAAUUUAAAAGGGAUUCUUUAUUGGAGAAAAUGGAGCGUGCAGACAAUUUUUGUGUGGGGGAGAUGCUGCGCAAACAUCUCGAGGGAAUGCGAUAUUUGAUAGUUCUUGAUGACUUUGCCAAGGAAAUGUGCUUGGGAUAUAUCUUGGAAUUUCUUCCAUUUGAAGUUAAAGGAAGUAGGUUGCUUCUCACGAGUCGAUUUGCCUAUAAAGAUGUGAAGAUCGGUUAUACUCAUUGGGUGAAAACUUUGGAUCCUCGUAAGAGCUGGCAAUUGCUUUUGAAAACUAUACCAAGUGAGCUAAAAUUCCCAAAGAACUUGGAGAAAAUGGGGAGAGACAUGUUGAGGAAAUGUGACGGUCUACCAUUAGCUAUAAUCGAGGUGGGCAAACAGUUAGCAAAAAGGAGACCAUUGACAGAGAGUGAAUGGGAGGAAGCUCUUGAAUCAAAUGAUUUGGGCGUAAUACUGCCGUUAUUUGAGUCCAGUUAUCAAAAAUUGGAUCCAGAAUCCAAGCCAUGCUUCUUGCAUAUGGCCUUCUUUAAGCAAUAUACAAGUAUUAGGACAGGGAAGUUGGAACAUGUUUCGGCUAUAGUAAGAAAGGUCUCAGAAAACCAAAUUAGAUCACAUAUGAGUAUCUUAGCUCAGGAAAAUUUUGUUGAAGUCGAGGACAAGAAGAAUUGUCGCAUCCAUGCUAUACUACACAUGUUAUCCAUCAAAAAAGCAGAGGAGGAAAUAGGUCUUGAGAUCCUAAGGAGCAGUGGAAAUAAUCGACCCUUUGAGAGUCCUCGUCAUCACCGUGUUAUCAUUUGUAGCAGAGACAAGUUCAACUUCUCCACGGAUCAAGAUAAACAUCUUGUUUCUCUCUUCUUCCAUGGAGGUGGCUUGUUCGACACUAGUCCCUCUUAUUGGAAGAGCUUUGAACUACUUAAGAUACUUGAUUGGGAAGAUUUUGGGCUGAAGAAUUUGCCAGAAAGUAGCAUUGACACAAUGAUGGGAUUAAGAUACUUGGGAUUGAGAAACAAUUACAUACAAAAGCUCCCACUCGCGUUGGGGAGCUUGAAAGAGCUUGAGGUUCUUGAUAUAGCUCUCAACUUUAUGGUGGAGGUGCCAGAUAUUAUAUGGGAAAUGUGUAGCCUUCGUCACCUCUACAUGUCUGAUGUGAUUGGCCGAGAGCCUUUGAAGAUUGACACGCUGGAGAAUCUGGAGACCUUAACCUACAUCUCAUUUGAUAAUUGGACUUGUGAUCUCUCGUGCAAGGAAAAGAUGAGCCGUAUCAACAAACUGGGCAUUGAAGAAAUUGAUGAAAACUCGGAUGUAAGCAAGCUCUUUGCAUCAUUGGUUGAGCUGAAGAAUCUUGAAACCCUAAUCUUAAGAGGGUUUCGUUUCAGAAGCAUGCCUUGUUUGGACAACCUUGGUAUUCUACGAAGUAUUCGUACACUCAAACUAGAAGGGAUUCUUCCCAUGUUACCAAGUGCCUCUAAUUUCCCUCGAUUACUCGAAUCAUUUACGUUGGUUAAUAGCUGUCUUGAUGAAGACCCCAUGCCAAUACUAGCCGCGAGGUUACCUGUCCUUAGGCACCUCAAAUUGCGGAAUGCAUACACUGGUGAAGAAAUGGUGAUCUCGAAAUACAUGAAUCACCUCGAGGUCUUGUGCAUGGAAGACCUGUGGAAUGUGAGAGAAUUUGAAGUUGGAAAAGGUAGGCUGUCAAAUCUCAAGAAUUUAGAGAUCAAGAAUUGUCCAUACUUGGAGACGCUUCCGGAAGAGAUUGGGGAGAUGAGAAAGUUGGAGGAGUUAAAGAUGGUGACAACCAAAACCAUUGCAACAAAGAUCAGAAACUCAGACUUAAUCUCCGAAAUAAGGCAGCGGUCUUCUGAUUUUCGGUUGCAUUUGAAUAGUGAUAAUUAAGAGUUACCUGUUUAUUAAAGACAUAAUUCGGCAUUGAUCAUUGUCAUUAUAACUUGUAUUA
Messenger RNA from Salvia miltiorrhiza (redroot sage), 2319 nucleotides. RefSeq names its product disease resistance protein RPP13-like. Gene Ontology annotation, molecular function: ADP binding. NCBI's taxonomy places the organism in Eukaryota, Viridiplantae, Streptophyta, Magnoliopsida, Lamiales, Lamiaceae. The record is from RefSeq and is a predicted model, not a curated record. Bases 36 to 2258 code for a protein of 740 amino acids. Gene Ontology annotation, biological process: defense response to other organism. The transcript has 2 exons.